Rhizophagus irregularis DAOM 181602=DAOM 197198 is the source of this 1061-nucleotide messenger RNA. RefSeq lists its product as uncharacterized. The record is from RefSeq and is a predicted model, not a curated record. Gene Ontology annotation, biological process: intra-Golgi vesicle-mediated transport; retrograde vesicle-mediated transport, Golgi to endoplasmic reticulum; endoplasmic reticulum to Golgi vesicle-mediated transport. Gene Ontology annotation, cellular component: COPI vesicle coat. Lineage: Eukaryota; Fungi; Glomeromycota; Glomeromycetes; Glomerales; Glomeraceae. Gene Ontology annotation, molecular function: structural molecule activity; protein binding.
AAAACAUUUUUUAUCAAUUCAUAUAUAAAACUAUAUUUUUAAAUCAUGGAUGAGUUAUUUGCAUUAAAGAACCUUUUUUAUACUGGUUCAUUUCAACAAGUAAUAAAUGAAGCGAAUUCACGGUCUCAAUUAUCAGAAACGGCAAAGUUAGAACGUAAAAUAUAUUUAUAUAGAGCGUAUAUAGCACAAGGAAAAUAUAAUUUGGUUAUAUCUGAUAUUAAAAGUUCUGAUGAGAUAGAUUUACAAGUAAUUAAAAUUUUGGCUAUUUAUUUACAAGCAAAAACUACUAGUGGUGGUAGUGGUAGUAACGGCAGUGUUGGUGAAGAUAAAAAAAAGGAAGAAGCAUUAAAAGAACUUCGUGAAGUAAUAUUAAGUGAUCCUUCUAAUGUAAUUAAUUCUACUGUACAAAUUAUUACUGGAACCAUUUUUUAUCAUGAAGGAUUAUAUGAAGAAGCAUUAAAGAUUCUUGUUAAGCAUAAUAAGAAUCUAGAAUGUGUUGCUUUAAUCAUCCAAAUUUAUUUAAAAUUGGAUAGAUUAGAUCUUGCAAAAAGAGAAUUGGCAUCCACAAAAACUUGGUCUGAAGAUGCAAUGUUGGCUCAACUAAUUGAGGGUUGGGUUGGUUUAAGAACGGGAGGAGAUAAAUACCAAGAAGCUUAUUAUAUUUGUGAAGAAAUUGCUCAAUCACCUUCUUCUAAUACCGUGAAAAUAUUAAAUGGUCAAGCUGUUUGUAAUAUUCAUCUUGGUAAACAUGCGGAAGCUGAAACUUUAUUACUUGAAGCUUUAAAUAAAAGUAAUGAUGACCCGGAUACUCUCGUAAACCUUAUUGUAGUUUCUAAUUUAUUAAAUAAACCUGCAGAAGUAGUUAAUCGUUAUAUCAAUCAAUUAAAAGAAGCAUCACCAAAUCAUGCAUUUUUACAAGAUCUUGAUCUUAAAUCAAGUUUAUUCGAUAGAGCAGCUCAAAGAUUUGCACUCCCUUAAAGUAAUAUUAUUUAUCAUCUAAUUUAUUUUUAAUGAAAGGUCUGGUUAAAUUUAUAUAAUGAUAAUAAAAAAUUUAGAAUUAU